This is a messenger RNA of Rhodofomes roseus, 1700 nucleotides long. RefSeq names its product guanine-1-methyltransferase-domain-containing protein. Gene Ontology annotation, cellular component: nucleus. Gene Ontology annotation, biological process: tRNA N1-guanine methylation. The record is from RefSeq and is a predicted model, not a curated record. Gene Ontology annotation, molecular function: tRNA binding. The transcript is spliced from 3 exons. NCBI's taxonomy places the organism in Eukaryota, Fungi, Basidiomycota, Agaricomycetes, Polyporales, Fomitopsidaceae. The coding region runs from base 320 to 1552 and encodes 410 amino acids.
GAGGAACCUGAGGGGCGGCAGGGCAGCCAUGUCGUCGGGUACCCAGGAUAUCCGCGGAUCAGCUGUAGUGGUCGGGGGAGACGACGUCCAGCGACGAGCGAGGCCAAGCGCAAGGACGAGGAGGAGAGCGACGAAGAGGCAGGCACGCGAGUGCAGCAUCAACGCUGAGGCCCAUCCUCGCCUGCAAUCAAUUCCCAGAUCCCUCCCACAAGCCGAUCCUCUCCGAUCGCGGGGUCUCUUUCGAUCUUUCGAUCGCGCUACCGUCACCGAAUAAAUUGGCAAUAUCCGUCCCUCCCGCCGCCUCCACCACACUCAGCCCAUGCAGCCCGACACGACCCCGCCCGCACAGGCCUCGCAGCCGACCGAGGACGCGCCCGCCGCCGCUCCGGCGCAACCGCUCUCCAAAAACGCGCAAAAGCGUCUCGCAAAGGCCGCUCUCAUCGCGGAGCACAAGAAGGAACGCCGCGCAGCGGAGAAGGAGAGGCGCAAGGAAAAGAAGCGCAUCCUCGCGGAAAAGCGGGCAGCGGGCGAACUGGACGAGGACGAGGACGAGGACGCCCGGGCGAGCAAGAAACGCAGGACGGGGGCCGGGCCCAAGCGGCCCUUCAAGGCGCGGGUGGUCGUGGACCUCGGCUUCGACGACAAGAUGCAGGACAACGAGGUCAGGUCGCUCGUAUCGCAACUCGCCUACACGUACAGUGCAAACCGGAAGGCGGAGCAGCCCUUCGAACACUUGCUGUUCACGUCGCUCAACGGGCGGACGUUCACGCGCAUGGAGGGUAUGAGCAAUGCCGCAUAUAAGCGGUGGGUCAAUGCAGAGUGGUGGACGGAGGGUUACGAACGCUUAUGGGAACAAUCCGAGGCGGCGAACGGCGAGAGUUUGUCUAACGAGCAAGCUUCAACAAUCUCGGAGGGUGAGGGCACGCAAAAGGGCGCAGGACAGGUGAACGACCAGAAGGAAACUGUUGAAGGCGAAGAUGCUCCUGCAGCCAUUGGCGCAGCGGAGAGUAAAGCAGAGCAGGCCAGGCGGACUCGCGGUGACAGGGACAGACAAAAGGCAUCGUCAACAGCACCCAAGGAAUCCGUGGUGUACCUCACCGCCGACUCACAAGACGAGCUCACGGAGCUGAAAGAGGGCGAAACUUACAUCAUUGGCGGCAUAUGUGAUCAUAAUCGAUACAAGAACCUUUGUUUCGACAAGGCGGAAUCCUCCGGCAUACGCUCGGCUCGCUUACCGAUUGGGACAUACCUCGCGUCGCUGAAGACGCGCAAGGUCCUCACCGUCAACCAGACGUUCGAGAUCCUGCUCAACUGGGUGGAGACGCGGGACUGGGAACAGGCCCUCGAGGCAGUCAUUCCGAAGAGGAAGUUCAACAACGAGGGGCGGAAGAGAGGCGGGCAAGCGGGCAGAGAAGGCGAUGCGGCUGAGGACGGGGGAGGUGAUGAGGACGAGAUCGUUGUGGAUGCAGCGGAGAUGGAGGAAGCUGAGCAAGCAGAUAUGCUAGGUGCGGCUGGAAAUGAGCAGGCAGAACGGACCACAGAGAUAGCAUAAACGGAGGCUUGAAGCCUAGCUCCAUAAUGUACGAACCCGUUGUCAGAACAGCAAGGAGCAGGGUCGAUCUUGAGAGACGCACAGUACUGUGGUGUAGACUGGUGUACACAAGCGGCAUAAGAGGGCAACCAGAGAAGACUAGAGAAGA